Epinephelus moara (kelp grouper) is the source of this 6115-nucleotide messenger RNA. It is a transcript of the gene ccdc85cb, whose product is annotated as coiled-coil domain containing 85C, b. The record is from RefSeq and is a predicted model, not a curated record. NCBI's taxonomy places the organism in Eukaryota, Metazoa, Chordata, Actinopteri, Perciformes, Serranidae. The coding region runs from base 731 to 1957 and encodes 408 amino acids. The transcript is spliced from 7 exons. Gene Ontology annotation, cellular component: apical junction complex.
GGCUGAGCCUGAGUCUCGUGAGGCUUCACCGCACUCUUCAUCUACCUGCUGCCCGCUCCGGUCCCCGGUACUGAUUGGCCGUCUGACCGAAAUCCUCUUGAAUGAUUUCAAACCCUUGUGUUUGGACAGGAAGGAGGGGGGGCUCCGUCCACCGACACACCGACACAGUAAAGAAGCUUAGACCCGACCGAGGAGCGCUGCUGACGGGGAGACGCGUCCACAGAGCCGCCGGUGAAAAGUGACGGUGUCGUGUUUACGCACAUUUUCUCUCCACUUUUGUUCAUGUGACGUGAUAUUUAAAUUUACUGGGUUUCAUUGAGGCGUGUGAAUGGAGCGAUGUCCGGUGGAGACGGUGCACAUUGCGAUGGGACGCGCUGUGUUGUGUUGACGGGACCUGAUUGAUAAUCACCGGGGAUCGAUAGUAUUUAAAAUCAUGCGCGCGUGUUAUUGGUGAAAUGUGAGUAUGUGCAGUUGUUUGUGAAAUUCAUGCGGGAUUGUGCUGUAACAGAUUAGUGAGGGCAGGCGGUUCAUGCUCGGGUUGUUGCCAUAGCAUCACAUUAAUAUUUCCUUUUUCAUCACCGGCCUGUUGAAGCGGAGCGCGCGCACAGACUUUCAUAUUGUGGACGAUGUGUUUCAACACCAUCCCGCAGCUCAGGCUUGGAUAGGUUAGUUGUGACAGUUGAUCUGAAGACACCGUUCACACGAGCUGAUCCUGACAGGCGACUCAGCCAUGGCGAAGAAUCCGUCCGAGGGAGCGAAGGAGGAUGUGAGCCAGCUGACGGACGAGGAGAUGCUGCGGUGCAGCAAAGAGGAGCUGAUCCGGAGACUGAGGAGGGUCGACAGCGAGAAGAUGAACUUGAUGAUCGAGCACGGAAACAUGAUGAAAGACAUCAACCGGCGGCUGCAGGUGCACCUGCACGAGAUCCGGAGCCUGAAGGAGAUCAACCAGAAGCUUCAGGACGACAACCACGAGCUGCGGGAGCUCUGCUGCUUCCUGGACGAUGACCGACAGAAGGGCAAGAAGCUGUCCCGGGAGUGGCAGCGCUUCGGCCGCUACACCGCCAGCGCCAUGUGGAAAGAGGUGGGCACCUACAUGAUGAAGCUGAAGGAGCUGGAGGCCAACCAGGACACCGUGCUGAGGGAGAACUCUGAGCUCAAGGAGAUCAUCCUCAUGCUGGACGAGGAGAGGAACGGAGCCGGGUCCAGGAGCUCCAUAGACAGUCAGUCCAGUUUAACCAACCUGAACGGGGGCACCGGCACCGUCAGGGAUGUUGGGGACGGGAGUAGCACGUCCAGCACAGGUAGCGCCGGAAGUCCAGAUCACCACAACCACAACCACAUACACAAGCCCGCCUCGGAGAGCAGUAAGCUGGGCACCACCAUGAGGAGGUCCAUGGAUGACCUGUCAGCACCGCACCAUCACAGGAGCAUCCCCAAUGGACUCAAUGAUUCCUCCUCCAACUACAUCAGGCAGCUGGAGACUAAAGUGCGGAUCCUGGAGGACGAUAACAAUAAGCUGCUCUCACAGGCUUAUAGCCGCUAUAGUUUAUCACAGAUUCAGACGAAGAAGCAGUGUAACCCAGGUGACCUUCGUGCCCUGAGGAAGGGAAUGACCCUCUACCACUCAGAGUCCCAGCUGUCCUCACUGCCGCAACGCCAGGACGCCAUGCACAUGGGUACCGGCCGUCUCCCGACCAGCGAGUCCUCUCCUGCCACAGGCUACCUGUCCUGCGUCCAGAAGCCUGAGGCCGUGGUGCACGCCAUGAAGGUGCUGGAGGUCCAUGAGAACUUGGACAAGCAGGCUCCUGAGGACUACGAGGACGACCUCAGUGAGAAAGAGAAGGCCAUCGUGAGAGAGAUGUGCAACGUGGUGUGGAGAAAGCUGGGUGAUGCAGCAGGAUCAAAGCUGUCCAUCAGACAGCACCUCUCUGGGAACCAGUUCAAAGGGCCGCUGUAGCAUGGCAACCAGAGAGACGGAGAGAGAUCAGGAUUUACAGUACCUACACUCACCUGAAAACACCUCUUAACUACCUGCGCCUACACAACCCAUCAUGCCGUGCUCCCUACUGCCUACAGCUCCCAGCAUUCCUUCAACAAACACUCUCUUUAGACUGGCUGAGAUAGCCACUACAUGGACCUGUUAGUCUGGUAUCCACAUGCACAACUUUACGACAUGUUUUUAUCUCUCAGAGCUCACCAAGCGUUCGACAACUGGCAGCUAGUUUCACUGAUUCGCCACUUUUCUUCGUUGAUUUUGAGGCUUUCAGCUACACGAUGAUCUCUCUCUGUAAAAGCUAUAAACACACAUCAUGUUUAGUCCUGUAGAUUAUAGCUGUGCUACAUUAAAGGGAAACUUAGUAUUUUUUAACCUGGACCUUGUUAUACCAUGUGUUUGUGUCUAAUUGACUAAUGGGGACAACCGUUUUUGAAAUUGGUCCAAUAUUUAGGAGUGCGCUGUGUCCAGGAGCAGCGAAACAGGCUGCAGUGUAACCACUCAGGGCAUGUUUGUACCACAACAUAUCCUCAUUAAACGGUCCGCAUGAUGCACACACUACAAUUCGUAUGAUAUCCUACCAAUUAGCGCCCCAUGGAUGACUUUAUGUCCAGAGUAUAAAGUGACCCAAAGUCAACCUUGGUUAGGUUUAGGAAAAGAAACAUUGGGAAGAUGUACCUUAAAAUCAGUCAAAGUUCACUCAAAGUUUACACAGUUCUGAACACUGGUCUCCUGGGGAAAGUCCUGUGUUUUAUGACCUAUCCACCACCCCAACUUGCCUCCAUAUGGACUCGCUCUGAAUUCCUUCUUUACUCCCGACACCGCAUUGGUCACUUGAUCGCAGCCUUCCAAAAUACAUGGAUUGUGCAUGAAUUACCAGCUCAUCAUUAUGUGGAAUAUUUACGAAUUUUGGUGUGUUACUUUUUGUACAUACAGCAUAUGAGAACAGCCUGUUGUACGUUCAGUUUACGUCCACUGAAAGUGCUUGUUUUUACCACUGACAAGCUCAGUUUUAUUGUAAGUGUCUGACAACAUUAUGGAAAGGAUCCUUACAGAGAUAGACCUUUUUGUCGAGGACUAAGAUCCGUUUUGUUUAACCAGAAACACACCCAAAAUCAGUAUCACCAAAUACACCAGACUGCAUUUAAAAAAAACUGUAAUUUUAUCACCAUAAAACACACUUCAUUCAAAGUCGAUAGAAACUAAAUAAAACUCACAAAAGCCAUCUUGGUUUGUCUUUCCACUGUUCCAACAAUCACCAACUCUGGUUUGGUUGAAAUAAACCCUUACAUCACCCAGUUAGAUGUGAAAAUAUGCUGAAUCUAUACACGCUAAAAUUACUCUUUAUAUAAAUGGAGUCUGGUGGGUUUGGUGAGCAAUUUCGGGGCUGUUUCUCGCUAAACAAAGAGGAUCUUACCCUUUAACAAAAGUCUAUCUCUGGAGGGAUCCUUUCCAUCAUGUUGUCAGAGACAAACACACAGUCUGAGCCUGUCAGUGGCUAAAACAAACACUUUUAGAGGCUGUAAAUGGGCCCUGCAUAAUUGCCCCAAGUGGUUACAUCACAGCCCAUUUUCAGCUGCAGAGGUCUCGCUCAAUACAGGACCAGUUUCCGAACUUGUUAUUCCCAUUAGUCACUUAGAUACAGAAACAUAAAAAUAAGGUCCAGGUUGAAAAAUACAAAAGUUACCCUUUAAGCUAACAAUACGACAUGGUUCCAAGCACAGACCCGAUUAAGGCCGCAGGGGCAGAAAUCUCUUCACAUGUUGCUGGGAUAUGAAGGCAACAUUACGGCGGUAUCUUCAGAUAAGUUUUGAUAGUACCUCCUGUAGAGACCCUAGCUCCUGUCACAUGUAUCGCCCCCUAGUGGUCAACGAGUAUAACUAGCAUUAGCGUUCUAAAGUGUUAACUAAUGUGAAACCCACUGUGACCUAGCGCCUUUUGCUCAUAAGACAAGUCUAUGGAUAAUAAAGUCUAGAGAUCACUGUUAACUUGUGUAUAUUAUGUAUAAAACCAUAGCACUACUUCAUUGUUAUUGUUGAUUUUACUUUUAUCUAUUUUGUAUUCUAGCGUGGCCAUGUGAUCAAUGAUUUAGUUUGAAAAGCACAGACACAACCGGACCUUAAACAGGGUUUGCUUUUGGUAAAAAAAAAAAACAUACUCUUUUUUUCUUUUAUUAUUAUUCUUUUCCAGAUGCUAUUAUUCCUUCUCUGUAACCUCUGAAAAUGUAUCAAGGCCAUUCUGAAUCAAACCAUCUCCACGGGCUAAUGGAUAGAUAAUUUUCUUACUUUGUGAAAUUAACUAAAAUUGUAUGCUGUGUGCAUGCUUGACAAUCAUUUUCUCAGGUCGGGAGGGCUACAGCUUUACCUUUGCCCAUCUGUGACUGCGUGUGAGCGUGUUGCCGUGCAUGUGUGUGUGGAAGGAGAUUGAAUGGUUUUCUUGCAGCUGUAGCAUCUGCCUGUGAAUCCUCUUUUUCUCUAUUGAACCCUGGUUACAACUCGGUUGAAGACUGCUGAAGGCGUUUGCUGAAUCCAUACAGAAAAUCCCCUCGUCCCAGUGAAAAAUUUAAAGCCAAAUUCUAAACACCAAGUUCAGUUUGGAUGGCAUUUUUGGAUCGCACCUAAUUCCUUGUGUGUCAUUUUAAAGGUGCAGUGUGUAGGAUCUAGGGGGAUAUAUAGGCAGAAAUGGAUUAUCAUAUAUUAAGUAUUUUUCCUUUUGUGUGUAAUCACCGGAAAAUAAGAGUUGUUGUGUUUUGUUACCGUAGAAGGAGCCAUUUAUAUCUACAUAGGGAGCGGUUCCUCAUCUACGGACAUCGCCACCAUAUUUCUACAGUAGCCCAAAAUGGACAGACCAAACACUGGCUUUAGAUAUGGCCAUUCGCGUUUUUACAUCAGCCACCAUAGUUCGCCUUUUUGUAAUUGUUUUUAAUGAGAAUGAAGCUUUUGCUCGCUGUUUUUGAGUUGUGACACGCCUCGCGUCUCUGGGCUCCAGGCACCUGGCGUUCUUGCUGGAGCACUCAAACAAACUUCAACCCAUGUCAUCUUUUUUUCCCAUUGGCCAAUCAGAUGAUUCGAGAGGCGGGCCUUCUGUGGUGGUCAUGACAACAAGUUAACAGUUGGUAAACAACGGAGGAGAAACAGUGUUUUUACCAGUCUAAAACACGAGGUCUGUUUGUUUUGGCGAGGAAGACACCUCCGCGGAUAAUUCGGCUCCUGGUAAAAACCUGAACAAUGAACUCUGAAGGAAGUUCACAGUUCUCACCACUAGAUGCCACCAAAUCUCCCUAAAUCUUACAUUCUGUUCCUUUAAAUCUCAGUAGAUAGAAAAAGGUUACCUUUCUUGAGCUCAGUCCUUUGCUGUGGAUUCAGCAGGUGUGUUUAUGCAGCGCAUGUUUCUUAAAGUUGAAUCUUUUUUUUUUUUCGUAGAAUAUGAGAUAAGUCUUCCCUUAGAUGUCUCCUGAAAACACUAACAUUUAAAAAUGAGUAUUUCCUGAUGUCAGAAUGAACAAACGCUGUUUGUCAGAGUAUUUAUUGCCAGGUGUCAGAUAGAGAUGGGAGCGCUAUCGGUAACUGAACGGUCACAGUAUUUACUCAAGCUGUAAAGAUAUUUGAUAGAUAAGUUUAGUGACUGACAGCUCAGGCUCUCCCAUCUCUAGUGUUAUUUGUUCCAAAUUAGAACAUUUCUGAGGCUGCGCCGCCAUGCACCUCUGUUCUCUCAAAUAAUGGGGUCAAAAAUAAAUCAAAGUAUGGUUUUUUAAAAGUGUCCUUUUUUCUAGGAACUGAUUUGAAGCCAUGAUGCAAUUUUGAAUACUUUAUAAAUGGCAUUUGAUUUGAAAUGUGCCACAUUGUUUUUCUGCAUGGUGUUUUGAUUUGGAACCCAACUGUCUUUUGUUUUUUUAAACAUCUAUAUAGUGUUUCUUUUUUUCUGCCUAUAUGCUAAAACCACAGUACAGAAUCCUAGAAUCUACAGCGUAAAUGUAAACUCCUGUAGUAACUAGAAUGGCUGUAACUUUUCAUGGAUUUCACUGAUAUGAUGAAUAUUUGGCAGGUGAAAAGAAAACAUGAAAUAGGCCACUUUUAGAAAAAUUUGGGAGAAAAUAAACAAAGUUGAUUAAUGAUACUGUGA